AUGGGUAUCAAAGGUCUCAAUAGAUUAAUAGCAGACAAUGUUCCAUCAGCUAUCAAGUCUGCCGAAAUGAAAACAUUUUUUGGCCGUAAAGUUGCAAUUGAUGCCUCUAUGUGUCUUUAUCAAUAUUUGAUUGCUGUUCGUCAAUCUGAUGGGUCGCAAUUGACGAACGAAGAAGGUCAAACCACUUCUCACUUAUCAGGGUUCUUCUAUCGUACAAUCAGAAUGGUCGAAAAUGGAUUGAAACCUAUGUAUGUUUUUGAUGGUAAACCACCAGAAUUGAAAGCCCACGAGUUGACUAAACGUACUGAACGUAAAAAGGCUGCUGAAGCAGAAAUCGAAAAGAUAAAAGAAACCGCUAGUGCUGAAGAGCUUUCGAAAUUUCAAAGACGUACUGUCCGUGCUACGAGAGAGCAGAAUGAGGAGGUGAAAGAAUUGCUUAAACUAAUGGGUAUACCAUAUGUGGAGGCCCCAUGUGAAGCCGAAGCUCAAUGCGCAGAGUUGGCCAGUGCUGGGAAAGUGUAUGCUGCCGCUUCUGAAGAUAUGGAUACCUUAUGUUAUGGUCCACCAUAUCUACUUAGACAUUUGACUUACGCAGAAUCGAGAAAAAUUCCUAUAGAUGAAGUUGCCGCUGGUACCGUUGUGGAAGGAUUGGAGUUGACAAGGGAAAGUUUUAUCGACUUGUGUAUUCUAUUAGGUUGUGAUUAUUGUGAAACUAUCAAGGGAAUUGGCCCAGUAAAUGCUUUGAAAUUGAUUAAAGAGCAUGGAUCUAUUGAGAAAAUUCUACAAGUGAUGGAGGAAAACCCAACCAAAUAUGCGAAAAACGUGGUUCCUGAAGGUUGGCUAUACAAAGAGGCAAGACAAUUAUUUUUGAAGCCAGAAGUCAUAGAUGGCAGCACCAUUGAUUUGAAAUGGAACCAGCCAGAUCUAGAAGGACUAAUAAAAUUCAUGUGCGAAAAGAAUGGAUUUAGUGAAGAGAGAAUCAAGAAUGGGGCAGCAAAGCUAUCUAAGGGAGCGAAGAGCGGAGUUCAAGGAAGACUUGACAGUUUUUUUAAAGUUAAAGCUGGUUCGGCUACCAAAAGCCCCGCUGUGAAAAAGGCCGCAGCAAGUCUGAAGGUUACCAAGACGAAGGUAAAAACCAGCUUCAGAAAAGGUAAACGAUAA
Messenger RNA from Saccharomycopsis crataegensis, 1161 nucleotides. RefSeq names its product multifunctional nuclease RAD27 (gene RAD27). The transcript has a single exon. NCBI's taxonomy places the organism in Eukaryota, Fungi, Ascomycota, Saccharomycetes, Ascoideales, Saccharomycopsidaceae. Gene Ontology annotation, molecular function: 5'-flap endonuclease activity; 5'-3' exonuclease activity; DNA binding. Bases 1 to 1161 code for a protein of 386 amino acids. The record is from RefSeq and is a predicted model, not a curated record. Gene Ontology annotation, cellular component: cytoplasm; nucleus.